AUGAGGGGGGAGGGGGAUGGGAGUGAAGAGGGGGAUUUUAGGGGGUUGAGGGGAGUUUUGGGGGGAUUUGAAGGGGUUUAUGGGGGUGAGGUAGGACUGAAUAGGAUAGUUUUAGGGUUUUGGGGGUUGAAGAGGAUUUUUUGGGGUCAAGCUGGAAUUUGAGUGGUUUGAGGUUUGCUUAUAGCUGAGAUUCUAGUUUUUCUGGGAUAUAUUUUGAUGAGAGUCAGUGCAAGUGAUUUUGGUAGUGGAAAUUCGGAAUGGUGGAAUAAUGAUAUUAUCAUGGAUAACAAUUUUGAUAAGACUAACUUAUGGGAUACUAUCAUUAACGAAGCUCCAGCUCUUACUGCGAGUUAUAGUAAACGGAGAAAGUUAGUUACUUGCUCUUCUUUUACUAAUUGCACUUCAUGUAAUGCAGAAGAUUUAUGAAAAUAUUCGUCUGGUAGUUGAAUUGAUAACCCUUCUGGAAGUAAAACUCAGCAGGAAUAUGCAGUGUGCCAGGAUACCACUUUAUCCAAUCGAUAUUGAAAAGACUACACUGGGACAACUAGGAAUCUUGUCCCAAAUAGCGAGAUUGAUGUUAUGCAUAUUGCUUCUGGAGGCACUAUUGCACCAGGAGUCUACUGUGAAUGGAAGAUGACAAUGGAAGACAACAUUCCCGUACAAUUUCUAGUCUCAUGGACUAGCGAAGCGAACCAAGAAGUGUUUAUUGAUGUCACUAUGACUGGUGGAGACACCACUCUGGUUGAUAAUGAGAGGAUUAAAAGAUUAAGAUAUAACUUUGAGGCGCAUAAUACAGUGGCAGUAACAAUAGCUACAAUUCAGAAAACCUCGUCUUCUUCAUCAAGUUAUACAGUUAAAGUUCAGAAUCCGAGCAAUCAGAUUUCUGGAUUUCUAAUAGCUCUAUUGAUAGCCUUACUAGCUGUAUGUAUCACUCUUGUUUUUUGUACUUUUCUAGUGGUCGUAUGGACUGCCUGUACUAGAAGAAACCGCAAUAUUCGUACAGUGAACUUGAGGAACAGAAAUUUAAGAAGGGCUGAAAAAGAGAAGAGAGUGAUCGAAAUCCUCCAUGAAAAUCCAAUAAUGCUUUACAAGGAUAUUAAAGUGGAUUACGAUCAAACUGCAUGAGUUGUAUGACUCGAGGAUUUCAAUAAUGAAUCUGAUUGAGAAAUCAGAGUAAUGCCUAAGUGUCAUCAUAUUUUCCAUUCCAAAUGUGUAGAAGAAUGGUUCGAAAACUCCACCGACGUUAACUGCCCUCAUUGCAAUAUAAAGAUGUUGACAAAAGCUGAAUUAGCUAUAGAAGAUCCAAAAAUUAAGAAUGAUGAUGAUCAAGUAGAGCUUGAAAACAGAAAUACACAAAAUCUUCAGCAAAUGCAAAGCCCAGAGAGACAAAUGGUUGCCACUCAAAGAACUCAAGGAACUCCACAGUUACCUCAUGAGGAGUCUAAGAAUCAGAUGUUACCUUUGCAUAUUGAGAUUAAUCAGGUUGAAUCAUCACAUCCCUCUAUAAUCCCACUAAACAACUCCCUUGUGAACCCUGAAGAUCCUGUGCCUCGCUCUACAUCGACUCCAGUUGAGUCUUUCCGAGCAAAUUCUUAGGCUGCGUUUAAUUAAUUUUGUUCAGGCUGGAUAUAUGAGAUUUCA
This is a messenger RNA of Moneuplotes crassus, 1641 nucleotides long. Lineage: Eukaryota; Ciliophora; Spirotrichea; Euplotida; Euplotidae. The record is from the annotation of a GenBank genome assembly.